AAAGCACUCACUGAAAAUGAUCGAGACAGCCAGUCACCAUUAAAGAAUCCUCUAUUGUCGACGUCAAGACCCCUGGUUUUUGGGAAGUCAAACAGUGGUGCAACUGAUUAUCAGAAACAGCUGAAGCAAAUGAUUAAGGAUUUAGCCAAAGAAAAAGAUAAAACAGAUAAAGAGUUGCCCAAAAUGAGCCAGAGAGAAUUUAUCCAGUUCUGUAAAACUCUGUACAGUAUGUUCCAUGAAGAUCCAGAAGAAAACGAUUUGUAUCAAGCCAUCGCCACGGUAACCACUCUGCUGCUGCAGAUCGGGGAAGUGGGGCAGCGAGGCAGCAGCUCUGGAAGCUGCUCCCAGGAAGGCGGGGAGGAGCUGCGGGCUCCAGCUCUUUCUCCAGAGCAGGACUCGGUUUUUGCAGACACCAGCCCUGGCAAGAUUGCCCAGGACUCCCAGACAUUUCCUGAAGAGGCAGAAGGGGACUGGACUGUGUCCCUUGAGCAUAUUUUAGCUUCACUUCUGACUGAACAGUCAUUAGUCAACUUUUUUGAAAAGCCGCUGGACAUUAAAUCCAAACUUGAAAAUGCCAAGAUCAAUCAGUACAGUCUCAAAACUCUGGAAAUGAGCCGCCAAUCACAGCCUGAACUCAAGCUGAGUAACCUGUAGCAGGAGAGCAGUUUGCAGAGACGAGUCUGCCAUACCAAAGCACGGAACAGUUUUGUGGGUUGUCAGCCCUAAAAUCCAGAUUUUAAUUGAAUUCGAGUGUAUUUUACAAGCUGGGUAUCUGGAUAAGCAGCCUGACAGCCACAGCUGUGGCCAGGGGAAUUGAUGCAACCCUCAAGCAUUUCUAUUAAGAGAAUUAUUAGUUGGAUAUUACAGUGCUAUAGGGUAUCCAUACAUUAGUUCCCUUGAUGCUGUGACUUGCAAUUUCACUUUUAUUAUCAGAUUUCCUGAAAUUUCAGGGCACUUCUGCUGUGAUGCUAGUAUGAUUUCGUUCUCAGAUGGAACAGAAGAGUCAAACUGUAUCAUACCAAACCAGACAAAAGCCCAAGCUCUCAUUUUUCACUUGGAUAAUGGGGGAGAGGUCACAAAUCAAGUUCACUUUCAAGAUCCAAGAGCCACUAUCUGUGCAAUUGUAUUUGGCUUUUUUUGCACUAAUUUUGUUUCAAUGCUGGUAAUUGAAACCAUUUUAAUAUAUUUGGUUGUAUUCACUUUGUCCUUACAAAAAUGUUGUGUACAAACCAUGCUUUCAUUGUUGGCCUCCCAAGUUUUUUAAUAAAUAAAUUUUUGUAUUGA
This is a messenger RNA of Leptonychotes weddellii (Weddell seal), 1284 nucleotides long. NCBI's taxonomy places the organism in Eukaryota, Metazoa, Chordata, Mammalia, Carnivora, Phocidae. The record is from RefSeq and is a predicted model, not a curated record.